Messenger RNA from Naegleria lovaniensis, 816 nucleotides. RefSeq lists its product as uncharacterized. Gene Ontology annotation, biological process: nucleobase-containing compound metabolic process. Gene Ontology annotation, molecular function: ATP binding; AMP kinase activity. The record is from RefSeq and is a predicted model, not a curated record. Lineage: Eukaryota; Heterolobosea; Eutetramitea; Acrasida; Naegleriidae. The transcript has 2 exons. Gene Ontology annotation, cellular component: cytoplasm. The coding region runs from base 1 to 816 and encodes 271 amino acids.
AUGAACAAGUCUGCCUCUGUUGUCUUCCGAAAGAUCGCUACGAGAUCAUCCUCUUCCCUCAUCGUAUCGACUCAUCAAUCCAGAAAUUUCUCAUCCCAAUGCUCUUCUAAUUUUGCUGAACAAAGUACUUUCAAGAAGGGUGUUUUGCUUGUUGGUAGACCUGGUGCAGGAAAGGGAACUUAUGCAAGUCGUGCUGCUGAACAAUUAAACAUUCCUCACAUUGCUGCCGGAGACAUUAUCAGAGAAGAGAUCAAGAACAAGACCAAGAUUGGUUUGGAGAUGCAAUCCUACACUUCCAAGGGUGCUUUGGUUCCUGAUGAAUUGGUCAUUGAUCUCUUGGUGAACAAGAUCACUCAGAGUGUUGCUGGAACUGGAAAGGGUUUCAUCUUGGACGGAUUCCCACGUACCAUUAGUCAAGCCAUUAAACUUGACUCACUCUCCGACAAGAUUAAACUCGAUCUCGUUCUCAACUUGCAUCAAGAUGAGGAUAUUAUCAUUGCCAAGAUUAGUAACAGAAGAGUUUGCUCCAAUUGUGGUCAAGUCUACAAUUUUGCUCACAUCAAGAGAGAUGGUUUGGACAUGCCUCCAUUGGUUCCAAAGGUUGAGGGAAUUUGUGAUGGUUGCGGAGCUAAGGACUCACUUGUUCAAAGAGAUGACGAUCGUGAAGAAGUUGUACAAAAGAGACUUGUUGAAUAUGACAAAUUAACUUCUCCAUUGUUGGAAUUCUAUCAAAAGAAGGGUCUCCUCAAGACUUUUGUUGUCAAUGGUGGUGCUAAGGCAUUGAUGCCAUCAUUCCUCAAAGUUCUCACUGAAUAA